Biomphalaria glabrata is the source of this 1861-nucleotide messenger RNA. RefSeq names its product N-alpha-acetyltransferase 40-like. The transcript has 9 exons. The record is from RefSeq and is a predicted model, not a curated record. Gene Ontology annotation, cellular component: nucleus. Gene Ontology annotation, molecular function: protein N-terminal-serine acetyltransferase activity; histone H2A acetyltransferase activity; histone H4 acetyltransferase activity. The coding region runs from base 118 to 843 and encodes 241 amino acids. NCBI's taxonomy places the organism in Eukaryota, Metazoa, Mollusca, Gastropoda, Planorbidae.
CCCGUCUUUACCGGAAGUGAAAGAAAUACACAUAAACAGAGAGCAAGGGAAAGAGGAAAAAAAUAAGAACUUAGCGCGGGUUGAUCCAGUUGGAAUAACGUGUGAAUAAUUUAGGAAAUGGGGAGAAAAUCAUCAUCCAAAGCAAAGGAAAAGAAACUUAAGAAAAGAGAAGAAAUUGCCAAGUUGUCUGCAUUAUAUGCUAAAGUUGAAGCAGCAAAUAAGCUUGACGAUCCCCUGGCUGCGUUUCCUGUUUUCAAGAAAUAUGAACGAAAUGGACUGAAUAUCACAUUUGAAACAAAACGUGUGAAAGAUCUUGAUGGAAAGCUGGUCAACUGGGCCUUUGAGCUCACUAAAUCAAAUAUGAAAACGUUAUAUGAAAUGAGCGAGUGGGGAUGGAAAGACAGAGAGAAGAUGGAAGAAAUGACAGAAGACAAAGCUUGGUAUUUAAUGGCCUAUGAUCAAGAUGGUCGACCAGUUGCUUUCAGCCAUUUUCGAUUUGAUGUUGAGGUUGACACAGAAGUUUUAUACUGUUAUGAGAUCCAAUUAAGUCCUGAAGUUCGUAAAAAAGGUCUCGGCAAGUUCAUGAUGCAAAUCCUAGAACUCAUGGCAAACAAGUAUGAAAUGAAGAGUGUGAUGUUGACAGUUUUCAAACACAAUGAUUCAGCACAUGAUUUUUUUAUCAAUAAAUUAAAAUAUGCUGUCGAUGAAUUGUCUCCAGAACAAGGUAUAUAUGAUGAGGAGGACUAUUCUUACCAAAUUUUAAGCAAACUCACGAAAGCUGGCCGUGAAGCUGUGGUUGUACAUGGUGCUUGUGCUAAAUCUUGCUGCUCUGCCAAUCACUGACAUUUUAUGAAUGCUAUGACUUUAUGAAAGUUUUCGAGUAUUGGAUAAUGCCAUAAUUUUCUUUGUUUGUUUGACUUUUACACUUACACCCACUGUUAGAUGUGUUAAACUCCUUGUGCUGGGAGCUUGUGUCUGAGUGAUUAUAGAUAUUUUUUUUUUGUAUGUGCAUAAUUUGAUAUGAGAAUGAUUGAUAUUGAAAUGAGAUUUGAGAGCUUGAGUUUGAUGUAGGUGUGUGAAAAUGGCAACUGGAUUACAGUUCAUUUGAAAAAGUUUCUGGUGCUGGCAUGAUGUUUGUUAUUACAUGACAACUCAAAUUUAAUCAACAGUUGAUCUGAAGCUUGUCUCAGUUUGCAAGCUAUUUUUUUCUGAAGACUUGGUUAACAUUUGUAUUUGUUUUGUAGCUGUUUUGGUUGAUUUUUUUUUUUUAUUUUUAAGUUUCAUGAAUGACAUGGUUACCAGUUUUUUGUAAAAUUAUCAAGACUUUAUUUCAUGGACCCUUGAUGCUGUGAUGAUGCACACUGAAAGGGUUUUCCACUUAAGAAAUCACCUGUACUAGCAUAUUGUAGACAGGCUGGUCCACCCCCCUUCACAAUGUUCUCUCAGUUUUAUAAACAUGUUCAUAAUCAAAAUGUAAAAAAAAUAAAAAAUAUUUUGUUUCCAUUUUGCUAGGCACUCUUUAAAGUUGACUUUCUAUGAAAACGUUAAUUUACAAUGAAAGAAAGUGCAUUAUGAUUUUGUUGAUGUGUAUAGCUAUUAUGUAUAUCAGUUUCAAUCCAUAUCAGGUCUUUUUUUUUGUGUGUGUCUGUAUUCCUUUAUUUAUUGUAAUAUGCCGAUUACUUAGAUCUUGUUUGGUUACAUUUAUUUUGGAUGUGCCACAGUAGCUGAUGUUUUGACUGGUUAUUGUUUCAUUCUAAGAUUUUAUUUAGGUUUUGGAGGUUUGCAUGUUAGCUGUUCAUGUUGUUGAUUGUCCUUGACUAAUAAAUGAGAAAUUAGGAAGUAAAACCUGUUCUCAACAUUG